CUCUCCCAAACAGCAGAUGGCGUGUUUCUGUAAGAAACCGGCUUUUAUUCCACACUUAUCAACCAGAGAAAAAAAAAAAUAACACUGCUAAACGCUGUCGAGGGAACAAAGAAUUGGAUCUCAGGUGUCAAUGACCGGAAUAGCUUGAAAUCCACAAUCCCUCAGCCAAGAUGUCAAAAAGGCCAUCAUAUGCUCCCCCCCCCACCCCAGCACCCACUACACAAGUGCCCAACACCCCUGGGUUUGUGGGCUACAACCCAUACAGCCAUCUGGCCUACAACAACUACAGGCUGGGAGGGAAUGCCGGCGGCAACAACAGGAAUUCCUCAGGAAUCACCGUCCCCAAGCCCCCCAAGCCGCCAGACAAGCCACUGAUGCCUUACAUGCGGUACAGCCGGAAGGUAAGCAGGAAGGUCUGGGACCAAGUCAAAGCCUCCAAUCCAGACUUGAAGUUAUGGGAGAUUGGAAAGAUUAUUGGCGGCAUGUGGAGGGACCUCACUGAGGAGGAGAAGCAGGACUACCUGAACGAAUACGAAGCGGAGAAGAUUGAAUACAACGACUCCUUAAAGGCCUACCACAACUCGCCAGCUUACUUGGCCUACAUUAACGCCAAGAACCGCGCCGAGGCGGCGCUAGAGGAAGAGAGCAGACAGCGCCAGACUCGCAUUGAGAAGGGGGAGCCCUACAUGAGCAUCCAGCCUGCUGAAGACCCUGAAGACUACGACGACGGCUUCUCCAUGAAGCACACCGCGGCCGCCCGCUUCCAGAGGAACCACCGUCUCAUCAGUGACAUCCUCAGUGAGAUCGUGGUGCCCGACGUGCGCUCUGUCGUCACCACGGCGCGCAUGCAGGUCCUCAAGCGCCAGGUUCAGUCCCUCAUGGUGCACCAGAGGAAGCUGGAAGCAGAGCUGCUGCAAAUUGAGGACCGUCACCAAGACAAGAAGAGGAGAUUUCUGGAAACGACGGACUCUUUCAACAGUGAGCUCAAACGGCUAUGCAGUCAGAAGGUGGAGGUGGACAUGGAGAAGCUAGCUGCGGAGAUGGCUGCGGCGGAGGAGGCCGCUAGGAGGCGGGCGGAGGAGCGGGAGAAGGAGGCUGCAGAGCAGGCGGAGAAGGCGGCGCAGGAGCUGCAGGAGCAGCAACAAGAGGGAGCCGCCACGUCUUCUCCACUGGCCGACUCAGAGGACAACAGCACUCCGCCGGUCACAGAGACCAGGGAGGAGGGGGACAAGAGCAUCCCUAUGGAGACAGAGGACACGCCCGCCUCCGAGACAUCGGGGUCUCUGCCGGAGGCUGACGGAGGCACGCCAGCCCCUGCGGAGAAGCAGCAUUGCCCGCCCGUGGAGAGCGUCACGGAUGAAGGCACCAGUGACAGCACCGCCCCGUCCGAGGGCAGCACUGGACCUCCUGCGGACGCCCCCGUGUCAGCCGGACCCACCUCAGAGGAACGCCCACCUAGCCAGCCCUCCCAGGGAAACCUCUGAAGACGGAGACACCUCUCUGGGCAUAGACUCGGGCCAUGUUCUCUGGGCACAGUGCUGAAUAUUUGAAAUGAAUAGAAGUGAUUUCAUGAGUGAAGAUGUCCUUAGUUUUGUACGUUUUGUAUGUUGCUGUCUGCAACGUUGUGAGGUUCUCUGCCCAUUAAAUAUGGCCCGGCCUUAAUUUCUUCCACCGUCCCCACACAGUCUUGUGGGUGACAUUUAAAUUCAGAACAUCUGCUUAUGACUUCUGGAUUUAUGCCACAGUAAGAAGCCCCUCUUUAGCUGUUUGCUAUUGGGUUGAUUGAACAGGGAAGGGCCUUGUCCUAAUAUUCCAUACCCAAUUUUCUAAUUGUUUUUAAAAGCUAUUUUUGUUGCCUUUUUUUCUACAUUUUAGUAAUCUAAUAGGGUGUGGACUGUUAGUUGUUGAUUUAAAUUCAGAAUUCAUAUGAAAUGACCAGUCAAAGCCUACUGCUGUGUAUCACUACUAGAGAAACGGUAAUAAUAAUAAAUCUCAGACAAAACCUCACUCAUUCAAAUAACUAUUACUUGAAUUUGAAUGAUUUCAGUAUGCCUCUGCAGUUUGCAAAUGUUUGUUUUGUACUGUCAAGCCUCAGCCAAAUAAAAGUAAUUUCUGUCUUU
Esox lucius (northern pike) is the source of this 2120-nucleotide messenger RNA. RefSeq names its product SWI/SNF related, matrix associated, actin dependent regulator of chromatin, subfamily e, member 1 (gene smarce1). The record is from RefSeq and is a predicted model, not a curated record. Bases 171 to 1484 code for a protein of 437 amino acids. Gene Ontology annotation, molecular function: nuclear receptor binding; nucleosomal DNA binding. Gene Ontology annotation, biological process: negative regulation of DNA-templated transcription. Gene Ontology annotation, cellular component: SWI/SNF complex. NCBI's taxonomy places the organism in Eukaryota, Metazoa, Chordata, Actinopteri, Esociformes, Esocidae. The transcript has 11 exons.